GUUUCUUUCUAAUUCUUUUGCUUGAAAUUGUACCGACAUGGCUCCUAACAUAUGGGGUUUAUCUGCCUCUGUCUACUACUAAGAAACUACUCUACAACCUGCUUCUUCUGUUAAUCUUACUCUUAUGAACUAAUUGAACUAUAGUUUAUUACAAGGGGGGCGCCACUGCUGAGAUCAGUUUGAGAGGUAAGAAUGGCCAUGCAAACUCGGUAUCUUAAAGAACAUGAUGGGAUUGCUCAUAAUCCCAUGGGGCAGACGGCACCAGUACCAUCACUGCCUUGGUGGAGUGGGUUAGGAUCUCAAUCCGUUUAUGGGGAGUCUUGUGGCCAAUUGAAGCCUUUGUUGAUGGAACAUCCGUCUACUGGAGACCAAGUUACUUCUACUAAACAAGCUUGGAGGGGUACUGAACAAGGACUCAAUAAAGGAAAUCCUACUCAGUUCACUAUAUUCCCUGGUGGUUGCAAAAGUUCGGGGGAUGGACAAAAACCUCAGGCAGUCAUCUCUUUGCAAUCAGCUCCGUCAGAAAAUGGUGCUCGCUUUGAACUAGGAUUUGGUCAGCCUACGGUCUGUGCAAAAUAUCCUUACAUGGAUCAAUGCUAUGGAGUUUUCUCUUCUUAUGGACCUCAAAUUUCGGGCCGUGUUAUGCUGCCAUUGAACCUGGCAACAGAGGACGGACCGAUAUAUGUAAAUGCCAAGCAGUACAAUGGAAUCAUUAGGCGUCGGCAAUCUCGUGAAAAGGCUGUACUUCAGAAUAAAGUACCUAAAGCUCGAAAUCGAAAGACUUAUAUGCACUACUCUCGCCAUUUGCAUGCAAUGCGCCGGCCAAGGGGAUGUGGCGGCCGUUUCUUGAAUUUGAAAAGUUUAAAUGGAGGCAAAGAUGGAACGGAGAUGAAGAAAGCUGCUGAAGUACAACUUUCUCACCGUACACGGUCACAAAAUUCGGAAGUCCUGCAAUCUGACAGUGGAACCUUGAACUCAUCCAAGGAAGCAAAUGGAGGAGGCUCAACUCUUUCAGGGUCAGAGGUGACCAGCAUGUACUCCAGGGGAGAACUUGAGAACUUUCCAAUCAAUCAUCUUGGACUGUCUGUCCACUCUUUCCCAGUGAUGAUGGACAAUGGGCUUGGUACUGUUAUGCCCAGCAAAUGGGUUGCAACAGCGGAUAACUGUUGCAACCUGAAAGUUUGAUACCAAGGGAAUUAGUGGGAUUGGUGCUAAGUUGUUGCACCUACCCACUUUCCCUGCAGCAACCAAAUGGGGAAACUUCGUUGCAUCAGCUGUCAUAGGUUUUGCAACAGGUUUUGGUUGCUAGGCAAAUCAUUCUUGGCUCAUCUCAACUCGGCUCUUCUUUUCACUCCAUGCAACACUGCUGUCGUGGGGUGUUGGAAGAUGCUCAAACCUUAAUAUAAGAAAUGGAUCAGACUAUAUAAAUGGGGUGUUUCACUGAUCCAAUAAAAACUUAAUGUUUGCUUAUGUGCUUGAAAUCCUAAAUAUUUAGAAUUGUGGUGUUCCUAAAUUGUGUUAUCUACAUGUCUGUUAUGCUUGAGAAAUAAUGGAUUGUAAAAUACUAUGUUUUUAUCUGUGUUUUCCCGUUUAAUCCUAUUCUUUAUCUGCUGUGGAGGUACAUCUCUGAUAGGAGAAGGUUUCUGUGGAAGCACGUUUGAGGACAGAUGAGUCCUAAUAAUACUUGCUUUUAUAACUAUGUAAUGAGCAUGGGAUUGAAACCGGAUGAAAUUUAUUAUCAUUUUCUAACAAUAUUCGAAUUCUUCGCUUGUAAGGAUUAUGUUUUUGUUGUCAACAAUAUUUGUUGGUGGGCAAUGUGUAUAUUUAAAUAAAUCUUUUAUGAGAUUUAAGGUCUAUCCUGGUAAAGCUUUUCAUCAACCUAAACGUUUUUUAUUAAAAAAAAAAAAAGAAAUAAAAAAGUGCGAUUCUUACUCUUCACAUGGUUGAAGAAAUGUGUAGGAAGUUAGCGGCCAAAGAAAUGAAAAUAUAAUCUCUCUCUUGCUCAUAAUCUUUCUUCUGAUAUAAACAAAUAAGAGAAAAAGGGAGGUAGCUGGUCAUAUGCUUUGUUUGUAUGUCCAAAAGGUUCUUAUAACAAAUAACCAUGAACCAGAAUCAAAGAAACAAAAAGACCAAGGUAACAUGAGAAGUCGUCGAAACAAAAGCUUUGCCAUCCUCCUCUUG
Durio zibethinus is the source of this 2181-nucleotide messenger RNA. Its product is annotated as nuclear transcription factor Y subunit A-10-like. Lineage: Eukaryota; Viridiplantae; Streptophyta; Magnoliopsida; Malvales; Malvaceae. Gene Ontology annotation, molecular function: DNA-binding transcription factor activity. Gene Ontology annotation, biological process: regulation of DNA-templated transcription. The record is from RefSeq and is a predicted model, not a curated record.